Messenger RNA from Trichoderma reesei QM6a, 677 nucleotides. RefSeq lists its product as uncharacterized. The record is from RefSeq and is a predicted model, not a curated record. Bases 154 to 495 code for a protein of 113 amino acids. Lineage: Eukaryota; Fungi; Ascomycota; Sordariomycetes; Hypocreales; Hypocreaceae. The transcript has 2 exons.
CAUCAAGACCUAAACACUCUUCAACAACAACUGCUUUGCGACUGUGAUUAACUUCAUCAGUCGCCUCACUUGAACAUCAACUCUCGUGACACUCUCCAACCAAACCUCCAUUUCCAUCAACAAGACAUCACCACCACCACCACCAUCAUCAUCAUGGCUCCCCGCGUCCCCCGUCUCCCCAAGGCCAAGCCCACCGAAAUCUUCUGCAUCAGCGCCGCCGGCGUCGGCGUCCUGGCGCCCCUGUACAUGGCCAUGCCCGGCGCCGAGGAGCGCAUGGCGCGCCAGACGACCAAGUGGGCGCCGCGCUGGGAGCGCAACAUCAACUACUUUACGAGCCCUGCCGAGCGCACCGCCCAGCGCAUCGAGCCGCCCAUUUCAAAGGCCGUCAAGAAGCUGGACGAGAGGCUGCCGCUCGAGAGGAUGGCCAAGGGCAUGGAGAGGGGCAUCCAGAAGUCGAUUGCGCGCUUCUCGGGGCCCAAGCCCAGCGAGACGUGAGGCUUUGAUGAUGUGAACUGGCUCGUCUUUUUCUAUACUCUCCUUUUUUUCUCACUAUAUCUUUCCUUUGUCCAUGUUGCUGUUGUCGUCGUUGUUCUUGAGACUAUGCUGGCCUGGUUGGUCCGGAUGAACUGGUGGUUGGGAUGGCUGGAGCCUGUGGAAGCGGGCUCGCCGUGGCGUUG